CUGGAGAGAAGGCGCAAGCGCAAGCCCGCCCCCAUGUAGUUCGCAGCAUGGACCUGGACUUUGAUGGCUUCCAGAAGCAGGUCUCUGUCUAUUCAAACAUCUCCAGGAGAUCAGACCAGGAGAGCCUGGUCGACCCCGAGAACUUCAGCCGCCAGUGCACCGAGAUCGAUGAGAUAGCGAGCAAAACACUGCUGGACCAAUCCUUGAUAGAGGAUGCCCUUAGGGAGGCCGUCCAGGAGUGCAAGUUCUGCGUGACCAUUGCGGAUCCUCAGCGCGAGGACUGCCCGCUCAUCGCGGUCUCCGAUGAGUUCCUGACGAUGACUGGCUACUUCCGGGAGGAGGUGGUAGGCAAGAACUGCCGAAUCCUGAACCGCGACUGCUACCUGGAGCCGACGACCUUCUGCGCCCUCAGGGAGGCCUGCAAGACUGGCAUGCCCUUCAAUGGGGUCAUCCUGAACCGCAGGAAGUCAGGCGAUCUCUUUAUGAACUUGGUGAAUCUCCAAGGGUUGGUCGUGGCAAAGAACCCGCGAGGGGACUCGCUGUGGUUCGUGGUGGGCAUUCAGGCGGACGUCACGGAUCUGUGCCUGGAGACCACGGAGCUCCAGGUGCCGCGCCUCAACGAAGUGGCGCGCAUCAUCCGUGAGAAGCUGACUGCUGAGUUGUCCACCAUGGCCAUGUCCAGCGCGAUGAUUGCCGAGAAGACCCUUGGGAAGUCCAGCUGUGCCUGGUGGCUACUGCCGGAUCCAGUGUACACAAGUCCAGAUCAACAGACUUCUUUUUCAAGACAGAAAACAUUGUUUGAUACCGUGAUGGAGACAGAGUUCGGCGACCUCUCGGAUGAUGAGUUCGCCGCCGAGGCAAGGCCCAGACCCGGCCUGGACAGGAGGCUGUCCAGCUUCGCGCGCCAGCAAAGUCAGCACGUGGACACCCUCCUGCCCAACGCCAUGGCGCUGGGAGACAUCGAUGAGGUGAUGAGAGAAGCUGUCAAGGAUUGCAACUUCUCCGUCUCCAUUGGUGACCCGCGCGCCUUUGAUUGCCCCCUGGUGGCCGUUUCGGACCAGUUUGAGGCCCUCACGGGAUAUUCGCGUGAUGAGAUCAUCGGGAAGAAUUGCCGCUUCCUGGGGAGGAAUUGCCCAUUAGGAGAGCAGGACCAGACUGCCUUGAGGCAGGCUUGCAUGGACGGAUCCCCUUUCUGCAAGAUCAUCGUGAACCGCAGGAAGUCCGGCGACCUGUUUCUGAACCUCGUGGACCUGCGCGGAGUGACCCUGGCCCGAAAUCUCAGGACCAGGGAAGAGCUGUGGUUCCUGGUGGGCAUUCAAGCGGACGUUACCUACAAAGAAAGCAGCGCGUUGCCGAAGGAUCACUUGGAGAGUAUCCACCAGGUGGCCUCGUGCAUCCGCACGCGCAUGUCCGACCAGCUGGCGCUCAUGGCCCUGGCGGGUUCUUCCAGCGCGGGCUGCCUCUCCGACGCCUCGGGAGAGGAGGAGGUGCUUUGGGUGCCAGUGGACGCGCCCAAGUGGAUGAAAGGUGCUCAAAGCAUCAGACAGGCGAGCCCUGAAGCACAUCUUCAGUGGCGUGUGGAGAGGGUGCGACAGACCUCAAGCUGCCAGGGCUCCACCAGCCGGCAGGCAUCGCAUGGCAGGAGUUCCCAGCCUGUUGGGCGUCUCACUGGCGAUGACCUCGAGUUAGGUAGGAACCUUGCAGCUCUUCCGGCCAAGCAGAAUACGACGUGGGAGUUGACGCAGUUCCGCAGUGGCCUUUGGCUGAUCAUGGCCGGAUUGGGCAGUUUAGUGCUGUGGGAGAUGAGCCGAACAAAGUGCUUUGGCUGGAUGUGUCCUUGGUUGAAAGCCACUUCUUUGUAGCUGUUCAGGCUGCAGUUUCACUGGCACUGCUCGCAAAUUGCUUAGUUGGACGUGUAU
This is a messenger RNA of Effrenium voratum, 1919 nucleotides long. Lineage: Eukaryota; Dinophyceae; Suessiales; Symbiodiniaceae. The record is from the annotation of a GenBank genome assembly.